CUCUUCCUCCUUUCCUUUCCCCAUCGGUUGAUCAAAGACAUACUCACAUACAUUCUCACAUUAUGGAGCAACCAUCACACACUAUUACAUAUACUUUGGAAGAAAAGGAAUACGAUACACCGUACUAUUCAAUUCGGCAAAACUAUCCACAACAAUACCAAGGCACAAACAUUCCAUUGGUGAUAGACAAUGGCUCAAAUCAAUGUCGUGCUGGUUGGGCAAACGAAGGAACGCCAUCGAUGAUCUUUGACAAUGUGGUAGCAAGGUAUAGAGACCGGAAAGCCAAUGUUAAUGUGGUGACAGUUGGGAUGGAUGCUCAAAGUGAUCCUUCUUCUCGAUCAAGUGCACGCUCUCCAUUUGAUGGCAAUGUUGUUUGUGACUUUGAUAGGAUGGAAACAGUAUUGGAUUAUAUAUUUACAGUACUUGGAAUUACCACGUCAACUAUUGAACAUCCUCUUGUUAUGACUGAACCAGUCUGCGUGCCUCAAUAUAGUCGAAACCUCAUGUCCGAAUUACUCUUUGAAUGUUAUAAUGCACCCUCAGUAACAUAUGGAAUAGACGCGUUAUUUAGUCAUUAUGCAAAUGGUGGAGAAAAUGAAGAUGGUAUCAUUGUUUCUUCUGGUCACAACUCUACUCAUAUCAUACCCACGUUACAAGGCAAAGGCAUUCUGGGGAAAGCAAAACGGUAAGAUACUUAGAAAAUGUAAAUGAUUCAAUUGGUUCAAG
Molecule: messenger RNA, 726 nt
Organism: Halteromyces radiatus
Lineage: Eukaryota; Fungi; Mucoromycota; Mucoromycetes; Mucorales; Cunninghamellaceae
Exons: 5
Coding region: 63-689 (208 amino acids)
Biological process (GO): regulation of DNA-templated transcription
Cellular component (GO): cytoplasm; Ino80 complex
Source: RefSeq, a predicted model, not a curated record